Molecule: messenger RNA, 4395 nt
Organism: Cryptosporidium muris RN66
Lineage: Eukaryota; Apicomplexa; Conoidasida; Eucoccidiorida; Cryptosporidiidae
Product: transcription regulatory protein SNF2, putative
Exons: 1
Coding region: 1-4395 (1464 amino acids)
Biological process (GO): positive regulation of transcription by RNA polymerase II
Cellular component (GO): nucleus
Molecular function (GO): ATP binding; protein binding; DNA binding
Source: RefSeq, a predicted model, not a curated record
AUGAACGAAACUAACAGUAUACUUAAGAAUGAGUUGUAUGGGAAUAAUCAAAAAAGUAUCAUUGGAGUAGGCCCUAUUUCUACGCUUUCUUCAGGAUCAGCAGUGAAUCUAAUGGAUAAUACUACUGAUUCUGGUUCAAAGAUAUCUGCUGAAUAUAUAAAGAAUGUGACUAGUGGAAAGGUUAGUUGUCUUAGUGGUAAUACAACCUUUUCUCAUGCAUGGUAUCCAGAAUUUGUAAAGAUUUUAUAUGAUGUUAGCAGAUCAAAUCUUUCUAUACAGGAUAAGCGAGUCCGAAUUUUACUACUUAUUUUUCAGUGGGUUCGGAAACAACAGUGUGAGCUGGUAGAUCCUGAGUUAUUAUUUGAUAAAAAUGAUGUUGAUACAAUUUAUAAUCAAAUUUUAGCCUACCAACAUUUGCUAGUAAAGCAAACUCCUUUACCAAAUGAAAUAGCACAAAAGUGGUUUAAUACUAUAUCUGGCAAUUCUAAGCCCGAACAUUUAAAUAGAUCGAGAUAUGAUGGGAGCUUAGAUAGUAUUGGUAACUUAAGUUCUACAGAUAAUUGUACAAUUCAGGGCAACUUUGUCCCUGAUUGGGAUUUCAUUAAUCUUGUAAUAAAAGAACAGCAGGAUUUUCAGUACAGAGCUCCAACAUCUAGACAAGGGGGUUCAAUACCACGGAGAAAUCCCAAUCAAUGGAUUGAGUACAACAGAAAGGUAGAACAUAAUAGAUUUACUCUGUUAACAAGUGAGAGGGGAAUUAAGAAGGAGUUGCAGAAUAAAAGAAGUGAGGAUAGUGUUGAGAGUGUUUCUGCUUCAUACAAUUAUAAAAUAGCAAGGUUAAUGAAUUUCCAGCAUUAUAUACGAAAUCAAGUUUUGGUAUCUAGAUAUCUUGAGGAGAUGACACCACCACUACCUCAACUUAGACAUGUAACAGCAAGGGAUGCUAGAAAGAACAAGGCAUUAUAUCAAGCAAGAAUGGAUGGUUUAAAGUAUAUGAAGGUUUUAGAUGAGAAGCGAAGGCAAAGACGCCAGUUCAUAACAGAUAUACUUAAACAUGCCAAGAGAUUUGUGGAGUUUCAUAGAGAGAAUCAGAGGAAUAUUCGUCGUUUAUGCUCUCAUAUAGUAAGACAUUCAUCUAGUAAAGAGAAGCGUGAUAAUAAUAUGGAGCAACAGAUGCAAAGAGCUCGUUUGAAUGCUCUAAGAGCACAGGAUGAGGAGGCAUAUUUAAGACUUCUCCAUGAAGCUAAGAAUGAACGUCUAUUGGAAUUAGUACAUCAAACUGAAGAUUAUAUGAAUAAGUUAGGAGCUCUAGUUAUUGCUCAUAGACAACAAACUGGUGUUGGAACUUCCACAAUGGAUGAUGAAUAUUAUAAUGGUCUGGAGCAAAAUGAUGGUUCUCAUUUAAAUAAUGGUAGUAGAUGGUUAUGCUGUUGUUCUACUGAGAGAAAUAGUAGUAUCAAUUCUGGAAUAUUUGAUAGUAAAGGAAGUGUUGAAGGUAUGGCCAAUAUUAAUAUUUCAUCUAAUCAACCUGAGCAGAAUACCCAGGAAAUAACUAGUACUAAUAUUCACAAUCAAUGUAGAUGUAGUUGCUCAUCUAUAGAAUGUAUAUGUUCUAAGUUUGGAGGAUGUAAUUGUGGAUCAGAGUCUUGCUGUUCAAUCCAGAAUUUAGAUCAUAAAGCUCCUUUGAUUAGGGCAAAGGAGAGGUACUUCCAAAUAACUCAUAUGGUACAAGAACGUAUUACCCAGCAGCCUCGAUGUUUAAAGGGAGGUCAGCUUAGGGAAUAUCAAAUGAAAGGUUUAGAAUGGUUAGUUUCACUUUAUAAUAAUAACUUAAAUGGUAUUCUGGCAGAUGCAAUGGGAUUGGGAAAGACAGUCCAAACUGUAAGUGUACUGGCUCAUAUAUAUGAGACUAAAGGGAACCGUGGGCCUCAUUUAAUUAUAGCACCAUUAUCAACUUUACAUGGAAAUUGGGAAAAUGAAUUUAAUUGUUGGUUACCAGACUUUGUAAAGGUUAUAUAUGAAGGAAAUAAGGAAGUAAGGAAACAACUCCGUUCGAAAUAUAUGACUGGUGAGGCGAAGUUUCAUGUUUUAUUAACGACAGAUGCUUUUAUAAUGAAAGACAAACAUUACCUUCGUCGUUUUGACUGGGAAUAUAUUAUUGUAGAUGAGGCCCAUAGACUGAAAAAUCCGAAGAGUAAGCUAGUGCAAAUUCUGAAUAGUGGGUUUCGUGCAAAACAUAGACUAGCAUUAACUGGAACUCCAUUACAGAAUGACUUACAAGAAGUUUGGGCAUUAUUAAAUUAUUUAAUGCCUAAUAUAUUCAACUCUUCAGAUACAUUUCAACAAUGGUUUAAUGAACCUUUGUCAACUAUAAAAUCAUCUGGACGUUCAAGUUCAAAUUCGGAUUCAGGAAUGAUUCCACUAGAUAUAAGUGAAGAAGAGCAACUUCUAAUUGUAGACAGACUUCAUAAAGUACUUAGACCAUUUUUACUAAGACGUGAAAAGAUACAGGUUGCUAACGAAGUCCCUCCAAAGUUAGAGGAGAUUUUAUGGUGUCCAUUAAGUGGAUUGCAACAAUAUUUGUAUAAGGAACUAGAAAAUAAUGAGAAUUCAGGUCCUAAUGUUCUUAUGCAAUUACGCAAAGUCUGUAAUCAUCCAUUUUUAUUUUCAACAGAAAUGCAAUUACCAUCUGAUGAGAGCAUAAUUCGUGUAUGUGGAAAAUUUGUGAUGCUUGAUAGUAUACUCCCGAAAUUACGUGCUGCCGGUCAUAGGGUACUCAUAUUUAGCCAAAUGACUCGUUUACUCUCUUUAUUAGAAAUAUUCUUAUCACUUAGAAAUAUGACAUAUUUGCGCCUAGAUGGUACUACAUUAUCUGAAGAUAGGCAGAAUAGUUUACAGCUAUUUAACGCUACUAAUAGUCCCUACUUUGUUUUUUUAUUAUCUACAAAGGCUGGUGGUUUUGGUAUAAAUCUCCAAUCUGCUGAUACAGUAAUUCUCUUUGAUUCGGACUGGAACCCUCAGAAUGAUGAACAAGCUCAAAGUAGAGCACAUCGUAUUGGACAAACUAAGGAAGUACUAACUCUACGUUUUGUUACUCCUGACACAGUAGAAGAAAGAAUUAUGAAAACUGCUGGUAUAAAACUAGAUAAAGAUGCUCUGAUUAUAAAGUCAGGUAUGUAUCAUGAUCUUUAUGCUGGGGAUGAUCUUGAACAGAAAAGAAAGGAGAAGAUACAAGAGAUUUUACGAAAACAAAGGCAGAAGGAAGUUGCAAACUGUUAUUAUGAUUCAGAUCGCUUAAAUCGUAUUUUAGCUAGAUCUGAUCAAGAUCUUGAAAUUUUUGAGAGAGUUGAUAGGUUAAGGAAGAUGUGCCAUAUACCAGGGUUAAUAGUAGAUAACUCACUGCCUCCUUGCUUAUUUGAUUGGAAGAGGCAGGCUAGAAUGGCGAGAUCUGAUGUUGAGGAUCAACAAAGAGCAGAGGAAAUGUGGAAGAUCGUAUAUACUAUAGGUGAUCCAUGGGUUGUCCAUCCAAGUAAGAAAGGUAGGUAUACGAAGAUGAUUACUGAUAUAUAUAUGGGACCUCAAAAAUUAGAAGAUGAAAUGCAAGAGGAGGUAAAUAAUGAGCAGGGUAGUAAACAUUGUGCAGGUGAAGAUAAUUCAAAGGAAUAUGUCGGCCGAAGGCGUGCUAGAAGAAUUUUUGCAACUGAACAAUCAUCACGUGAAAGUAAGAGGACCAAGUACGAUUUUGGUAGAAUUGAGUUAGAUACUGAUAAACUUACCCUUUCUAGCAUUGAAUGUGAUGAAGUUCUAUCUGAUGAUGAGAUAGAAUAUCGUCGUAAUGCUCUAAAUAAUGCAAUUUUGGCUGCUUGCGACUAUGUAGUAACUAUCCCUGAAUUUGAACUUUUUAUUUCCUUACCAAAUCCUCAAGUAUUUGCAGACUAUUAUCAAAUAAUUGGAAAACCUGUAUGCUUGACUCAUAUUAAACAAUUUGCAUUAAGGAAAGAAUUUACUUCUGUUCAUAAACUAGAGAAAUAUUUGGAACGAUUAGCUUCUAAUGCUAAAGCUUACAAUGGUACUACUCAUGUAUUAUAUCACUCAGCUCUACACUUGACUAGUAUUAUGAUGUCCGAAGUACGCAAACGAGUAUCUGUGGCAUUUUAUACAUAUAAAUUACCAGCAGGUCAGGCUAGAGACAAUGAAGCAAAACAUCUGUUAGAGGGACUAAAUGCUGUUGGUGAUGCAGAUUUAACUAGAAGACAUAUGCUAGUUCCAGAUGUAGGCGAUGAUGACGGUGAUGACGAUGAUGAUGAUGAUGAUGAUGACGAUGAUGAUGAUGAUGAUGAUGAUGAUGAUGAUGAUGAUGAUGAUGAUGAUGAUGAUGAUAUGAUUGGCAAGUGA